CGCUCCUGCCCAUCCUCCAGACCUACAAGAUGACCUCCUUGAAGAAUUUAAAUUCAUCAAGAUCCAGUUUCUGCCUCCCAACACCACUCUGUUACUCCAGCCUAUGAACCAGCAGGUUAUUUCUAACUUUAAGAAGCUGUACACUAAAGCACUCUUCGAGCGUUAUUUUGAGGUGACCGAAGGGACCAAUCUCACUCUCAGAGAGUUUUGGAAAUAUCACUUUCACAUCGUUGCCUGCCUCAAGAUGAUCGAAAAGGCGUGGGAAGGGGUUACCAAGAGAACCCUCACUUCUCCUUGGAAGCUUUGGCCGGAGAGCGUUGUCAAAUGUGACUUUGAGGGGUUUGAGAUAGUACCAGUGGAGCCUAUAGUCAAUGAGAUUGUGUCUUUGGCCAAGAUCAUGGGGCUGGAGGUGGAUAACAAUGAUAUCGAUGAGCUUGUGGAAGAGCACAACCAAAAGCUGAUCACCGAAGAGCUUAUGGAGUUGCAUUACCACAUCUUGGAGUGUGAGAAAACCUCCUGGGAAGCUGUUGCCUGUGGUGGCCCUGUGUCACCCUUACAUAAAGUGAGUGGUAAGCAGANGGGCUGGAGGCGGAUAACAAUGAUAUCGAUGAGCUUGUGGAAGAGCACAACCAAAAGCUGA
Molecule: messenger RNA, 640 nt
Organism: Cryptotermes secundus
Lineage: Eukaryota; Metazoa; Arthropoda; Insecta; Blattodea; Kalotermitidae
Exons: 3
Coding region: 104-640 (178 amino acids)
Source: RefSeq, a predicted model, not a curated record